This is a messenger RNA of Trichoderma breve, 1899 nucleotides long. RefSeq names its product FAD binding domain-containing protein. Gene Ontology annotation, cellular component: mitochondrion. The record is from RefSeq and is a predicted model, not a curated record. Gene Ontology annotation, biological process: lactate catabolic process. Gene Ontology annotation, molecular function: D-lactate dehydrogenase (cytochrome) activity; D-lactate dehydrogenase (NAD+) activity; FAD binding. Bases 1 to 1899 code for a protein of 632 amino acids. The transcript has 5 exons. Lineage: Eukaryota; Fungi; Ascomycota; Sordariomycetes; Hypocreales; Hypocreaceae.
AUGCCUGCACGACCUCUGAUACAGGCACGGGCCCUAUUGCGGUACACCAGGCCCAGCGGCGGCGCCUCCAAAGCCCGUGUACCUGCACUUGUACCCCCUACAGCUGCUCUCCAUUACCGAGGCUAUAGCGUCUCCUCCAAACUGCUUGCUUCUUCCUCUUCCUCUUCCUCAUCCUCUACUUCAGCAUCAAAUUCCACUCCUGAUCCGGGGGCAUCGCAAGGCUGGUCUAGCGGGACUCUCUUGGCCGUCGCUGCAGCAGCGGCUGUGAGUGGUUGGGGAAUCUCAAGCCUCGUUUCUGGUCAAAGCCACAACGGCCCCCAAAUCAAGGCUAAGAGCAAGAACAAGAAAGCCAAGGAUGAUGAAGACAAUGACAGUGAUGACAAUGGAGCAGAGAAACGAAAGCAUGAUGGCUUUCUGAAAGUGGCUAAUGAAGAUGAGGAAAUUGGCUUUGCCAACCGUACUGAGAUGAAGGAGGCCAUAUCAGACAUCGUUUGGGAGCUUGGGAAUGAAAAGGACAUUAUAUCUACAGACCCAGACGAUUUGCAUGCCCAUGGCUACUCUAGCUGGUCUAGUGUCAACCCAGAUGAACUGCCUGUAGCCGUGGCAUAUCCUCGAAACACUGAGCAGGUUGCCACCAUUGUCCGAGUCUGUCACCGCCACCGUGUUCCUGUCGUUGCUUACUCUGGAGGUACUAGUCUCGAGGGUAACUUCUCGGCUCCUUAUGGAGGCGUUAGCAUCGACUUUGCCUACAUGAACAACAUUAUCCAGGUCAACAAGGACGACAUGGACGUGGUUGUGCAGCCCAGCGUCGGAUGGCGAGAUCUGAAUACUGAGCUCGAAAAGCAGGGCACUGGUCUCUUUUUCCCUGUUGAUCCCGGCCCAACCGCAAAGAUUGGCGGCAUGAUUGGCACCAACUGCUCGGGAACAAAUGCAGUGAGAUACGGCACCAUGAAGGACUGGGUCAUCAACUUGACUGUUGUCUUGUCUGAUGGCCAAAUCAUCAAGACGAGACGGCGACCGCGCAAGUCGUCUGCAGGAUACAACCUCAACAGCCUGUUUGUGGGCUCCGAGGGCACGCUGGGCAUUGUCACCGAGGCAACCCUGAAACUAGCCGUUAUCCCAGAGCAGACGUCUGUAGCCGUUGUCAACUUCCCCAGCAUCCGCCACGCCGCAUCGGCAGCUGCGAGCGUAAUGCAAGCCGCCAUCCCAGUGCAGUGUCUCGAGAUUAUGGAUGAAGUGCAGAUGCGAGUCGUCAAUCUGAGCGGUUUCACCUCGCCCCGAGUCUGGGUCGAGAAGCCGACGCUCUUCUUCAAGUUUGCAGGCACCAAAGCUGCCGUCCAGGAGCACAUCAAGCUGGUAGAAAAGAUUACAGAAGCCAACAAGGGUGGCGAUUUUGAGUUUGCAAAGGACAAACAGGAGCAAGAGCUGCUCUGGUCCGCUAGAAAAGAGUCUCUGUGGUCGAUGUUGGCGCUGAGAAAAGAAGGCGAGGAUGUUUGGAGUACUGAUGUAGCUGUGCCUUUUAGCCGGCUGGCAGACAUCAUCGAGAUCAGCAAGAAGGAGAUGGACGAGCUAGGUCUGUUUGCCAGUAUCCUUGGCCACAUUGGUGAUGGAAACUUCCACGAGAGCAUCAUGUACAACAAAGAAAACGAAAGCGAGCGAGCCAAGGUCGAGGCCUGUGUCAAAAACAUGGUCCGCUUGGCCAUUGAGAUGGAGGGCACCUGCACGGGAGAGCAUGGGGUUGGAUGGGGGAAGAAGGAGAGUCUGCUGUGGGAGGUUGGCUCAGAGACUGUUGGAGUCAUGGCGACUAUCAAAAAGUCGCUUGAUCCGCGAUGGAUUCUGAAUCCAGGAAAGAUCAUGGACGUGCCGUGGGAGCGGAAAGACGACCGCCACGAUGGCUAG